AUUUGAGCUCGAUUUCUAACUUCUAAGCUACUCUUAAAAAAUUCCACUAACAUUGACCCUUUCUCUUUAUAAUACAACUCCUAAAACCCAGUCUCUAUGUCUUGAUUCAUACAAAUCGCCAUCAACCUCUCUGAAAACUUUCCGAUUCUUUCGCCUGGAUUUUGUUUAAAAUUUGACUCGUUUCUAUUGGGUUUUGAGUUCAAACGUUUGUGCUCUCACAUUUUGGGGAUUUUACUGAAUAGUUUUCUUCUGCUACAAUGGAGGAGAAGUACGAACCAUUGAAAGAGCUUGGUUCUGGGAAUUUCGGAGUGGCAAGGCUGGUUAGAGAUAAAAAGACUAAAGAGUUGUUUGCCGUCAAAUACAUUGAAAGAGGGAAAAAGAUUGAUGAAAACGUUCAGAGGGAAAUCAUUAACCACAGGUCAUUAAGGCAUCCCAACAUCGUCAGGUUCAAAGAGGUGUUAUUAACUCGGACACAUUUGGCUAUAGUCAUGGAAUACGCAGCUGGUGGUGAACUUUUUAGUAAGAUCACAAGUGCUGGAAGAUUCAGUGAAGAUGAGGCUCGGUUUUUCUUCCAACAACUUCUAUCUGGAGUCAGCUACUGUCAUUCCAUGGAAAUUUGUCAUAGAGAUCUGAAGCUAGAGAACACUCUCCUAGAUGGGAGUCCAUCCCCACGUCUCAAAAUAUGUGAUUUCGGUUAUUCAAAGUCUGGUUUAUUGCACUCACAACCGAAAUCUACUGUUGGAACACCAGCUUACAUUGCCCCCGAGGUUCUAUCUCGGAAAGAAUAUGAUGGGAAGAUUGCAGAUGUUUGGUCGUGUGGUGUGACUCUGUAUGUUAUGUUGGUUGGAGCUUACCCUUUUGAGGACCCUGAAGAUCCUAGGAAUUUUCGUAAAACCAUUGGGAGAAUCGUGAGUGUCCAAUACUCAAUACCAGAUUAUGUGCGUGUUUCUGUUGAUUGUAGACACCUUCUUUCUCAUAUCUUUGUGUCAAACCCCUCCAAGAGAAUCACGAUAGCAGAAAUCAAGAAACAUCCAUGGUUUAUGAAGAACAUGCCUAAGGAUCUGGUUGAAGGUGAGAAAACAAACUAUGAGAAUGCAAGCUUUGACCAAUCACUGCAAAGUGUUGAUGAGGUCAACCGGAUCAUACAAGAGGCAAAGGUUCCCGGAGAAGGCUCCACCACCACGGAUGGGCGGCCGGAGAUUGGCGGAUCCAUGGAUCCCGAUGAGGAUGACUUUGACUUGGACAAUGAGAUUGAUUACAGUGGAGAUCAUUCUGCUCAAAUCUGAACAUCUUUCUCCUUCUCUUUCUCACAAACAUGUGUUUUCAAAAUGUGCCAAGUUUGUGUAGUUUGUAUCUCAGAUUUUGGAUAUUUAUAUAUUAUCACAUAUUAAUAUAUGUAAUGGGAAAUAAAAAGUUUUGAGUUUCAAGACAGAAUCCGAAUUGCACUGGUUUUUUGGUCUAGUUUUUUGUUUGAUA
This is a messenger RNA of Lactuca virosa, 1476 nucleotides long. The record is from the annotation of a GenBank genome assembly. NCBI's taxonomy places the organism in Eukaryota, Viridiplantae, Streptophyta, Magnoliopsida, Asterales, Asteraceae.